Molecule: messenger RNA, 976 nt
Organism: Culex pipiens pallens (northern house mosquito)
Lineage: Eukaryota; Metazoa; Arthropoda; Insecta; Diptera; Culicidae
Exons: 1
Coding region: 315-875 (186 amino acids)
Source: RefSeq, a predicted model, not a curated record
AAAUUCUUCUGAAGACGGAGAUUUUGGUUGAUCAUCAUUUUUUUAAGAGGAUAAGGGAAAUUCUCCGGCACAUUUUAUUUGUCACAGAGUUCAAAGUGAACCUCAAAUGGGAAUGGAUAAACUCUCGAUGUAGGGAAUGGCCAUUGUUGAUAAUCUGGGCAACCGUCGUGCGCAAAACUCAUUCGUAACUGAUUACUAUUUGUAAAGCUAUUAUUUCAAACCCAUUCAUUUUUAUGAGCCAAUUUGGGUGAUCCCAAUUCUAACCUAUAAAAGACGCUCUACCGAAUCUGACAUAACCUCUUCCGCCGUCAACCAUGGUCACGUCUACUACAACCCUGCUGGCACUUCUCUACAUCCUGCUUCCAGCGUCCAACCCGCUCAAGGUCGCCCUGCAGCUGGAGCGCUUCGAGCAGAUCGGCGGCGAGGGCUUGGCGGACACCUCGCGGCUCCGCGUCCGCAAGUACAACCGCACCGAGUACGUCCUAAACGGAACGUUCACCCUGUUCCGGGACGUGGACGCGUCGUACGAGGCGACGGUCCGCGUGGCGUACAGCACCCUCGGGAACAACCAGUUCAACGAGUACCCGAUGAAGGUCCCCCGGAAGCGGUUCUGCGACAUGCUGGUGGACGAGUACGUCGACUACCAGUUCAUCUGGGCGAACCGGACCAGUUUGCCGUACGUGGCGCGGGGGACGCGCGAGUUCUGUCCGUUUCCGAAGGGCGAGUACUGGGUGCGCGAGCUGACGCCGGACGCGGGCUUCAUCCCGCCGGUCGUGCCGUCCGGACUGUGGCGCAUGACGGUGGAGUUUUGGCAGGACGACGAGCUGGUGGUUCAGGGACGGUUCUACUACCGGGUUACGAAGGGGUUGCUUUGAUGAGGGUGAAAUACAUGUUGAUAAAGCACUUUUUUUUAGAGGAUAAGGGAAAUUCUCCAGCACAUUUUAUUUGUCACAUAGUUUAAACCGGAUCUCACAUG